Molecule: messenger RNA, 2325 nt
Organism: Diplodia corticola
Lineage: Eukaryota; Fungi; Ascomycota; Dothideomycetes; Botryosphaeriales; Botryosphaeriaceae
Product: small oligopeptide opt family
Exons: 3
Coding region: 1-2325 (774 amino acids)
Biological process (GO): transmembrane transport
Molecular function (GO): oligopeptide transmembrane transporter activity
Source: RefSeq, a predicted model, not a curated record
AUGGCCGAGUCCAUAAGCGAUGCUGACCGACCCAAGGUGGCAGACGAGAAGAGCGAGCCCGUCGUUGAGGGUCAGGAUGUCGAGACCGGCCAUCUACAAGAGCUGGAGGUCGAUCUGGCCGAGGCGCUGAAUGAGGGCAACAAGGAGAUGGAUCUGGAUGCCGAUCACUCACCAUACCCCGAAGUCCGUGGCGUUGUUCCGGAGGUCGACGAUCCCAGUAUUCCGGUGAACACUCUCCGCAUGUGGAUCAUUGGCUAUGCUUUCACCAUGCUCGGCUGCGGCAUCAACAACUUCUUUUCUUUGCGCUAUCCGUCCGUCCAUAUCGUGUCUCUCGUGGCUGAACUGCUGGCCUACCCGUGUGGUGUUUUCCUGGCUCAUGUUCUGCCCAUCUGGACCGUCAAUCUCGGCCCUCUCGGCAAGUGGUGCAUCAAUCCGGACCACCACUUCAACAUCAAAGAGCACACCGUCAUCACCAUCAUGUCCAAUGUCUCAAUCGGCUUUGGCAGCGCCGAUGCCACCAACAUCAUUCAGGCGUAUAGUAAAUUCUACGGCUUCCCCAUGCGUACCGGCCUCAACAUCCUGAUGGUUCUGUGCUGCCAACUUCUCGGAUUCGGUGUUGCCGGUCUCUCCGCCCCCUGGCUGGUUACUCCCGCAAACAUCAUCUGGCCCGGUUCUCUGUCCAUCUGCGCGUUGCUGAGCACCCUCCACUCGCGUGCCAAUGUAAUAGCCAAUGGCUGGAGAAUCACGCGUCUGCGCUUCUUCAUGUACGUCAUGGCGGGUGCCUUUGUGUGGUGGUGGUUCCCGGGCCUGAUGUUUGUUGCGCUCUCUUACUUUACCUGGGUUUGCUGGAUUGCUCCCAAGAACCGGAUUGUCAAUCACUUGUUUGGGAUGCAGACGGGGCUUGGCCUGAGCCCCAUCACCUUUGAUUGGACCCAGAUCGCGUACACAACCAAUCCGCUACUGUCUCCAUCUUGGGCGGCCCUGAAUGUCUUUUUCGGUUUUGUCGGAGCCUUCUGGAUCAUCGUGCCGGCAAUUUACUACACCAACACCUGGUGGACCGGCUAUCUACCCCUGAUGACUGCCGAUGUCUAUGACCGUACCGGCCAGGCUUACAAUGUCACUAACUUGCUCAAUGACGAUGGCUCUUUCAACGCCGAAAAGUACGCCGAGUACUCGCCUCCGUACCUCGGAGCAUCUUUCGCAUUCGUCUACGGUCUUUCUUUUGCAGCCCUGACUUCGGUCCUUGUGCAUAUUGGUCUCUGGCACGGCAAGGAUAUUUGGCGAACUCUUCGCGUCGGUCAAAAGCUGGACAUUCAUGGCCGGUUGAUGCAGGCAUACAGAAAGACGCCGUGGUGGUGGUACGCUGUGGUCACCGCCCUCACCCUCGCCCUAGCCAUCGUCAUGGUCGAGGUCUAUGACACACUACUUCCCGUCUAUGGCGUCUUCCUCGGCCUAUUAAUCCCUGCCGUCUACAUGAUUCCAUGCGGGAUCAUCCAAGGAAUUACCAACGUCGACGCGCAGCAGCUCAACGUCCUCAGCGAAUUCAUUGGUGGUUACAUGUUCCAAGGCAAGCCGCUGGCCAACAUGAUCUUCAAGACGCUCUCGCAGGACGUUGUCCAGCAAGGUCUCUUCUUCGCCCAAGACAUGAAGCUCGGCCACUAUAUGAAGGUGUCGCCGCGUCUCGUUUUCGCUGCGCAGGGAAGUGCAACUGUGCUGGGCGCGCUGACCCAAGUCGGCGUCACCACUUGGAUGCUGGGUAACAUUGACGACAUUUGCAGCGAGGAUCAAGCAAGCGGCUUCACUUGUCCACAGGGCCGGACCGUUUUUUCUUCGUCCGUCAUCUGGGGGUUGAUCGGGCCUGCGCGUCUGUACAGUGUGGGCAAGAUAUAUUCCGGCUUGCUCCAUUUCUUUUGGAUCGGCGCGCUCACGCCCUUGACUACAUGGGCUGCGUGGAAAUACACCAAGAAAGACUGUUUUAAGAAGAUCCACUGGCCGUUGAUAUACGUCGGGACAUCGUUGGUCCCGCCCUCGACCGGCAUAAACUACUCUAGUUGGGCCGUUGUCAACUACAUCUUCAACCACUGGAUCAAGAGGAAGUUUUUUGCAUGGUGGGCUAAAUACAACUAUGUGUUGGCUGCCGCUCUCGACACAGGCACAGCGCUCGCCGGCAUCGUUAUUUUCUUCUGCGUCACGUAUCCCGGAGGUGUCUUCCCUGACUGGUGGGGCAACACUGUUUACUUACAGACGGCGGAUGCCGACGGCGUGCCGUACUUGGACAUGCCAGCACAAGGAUAUUUCGGCUAUGCAAACGGGACAUGGUCGUAG